CGUGACACUUCUGUCAGUCUGUCAAAAACACUCAAAAAUUAGAUUUUUCCAAAUGCUCUAAAAACCUAUGAUCUCUGUUUACAAACUGUUGAUAAACUAAUACGAACUAAAAGAUGCUUAAAUUAAGUGGGAGUGUAAUUUGGAGGUUAGGAAGUCGAGCGACCCUGAGGCAGUACUCCAGUGUCGGAGCCACAGUCGUGAAGACUGACAAGCUGGAAGUUGACGGGAGUUUACCUAAUAAAAAUGCCCAAAGCGCAGAACACGAUAAGGACAAGUCAGGUUUGGUAGCGGCUGCAUUUGCCACUUUAAAUUCUCCAGAGACAGAUGAACCAAAGCGGCCUAGCCCCAAGUCAGUGAAGCAGAGUCGCACACAGCAGAUGGACAUGCAGAUUGUUAAGGCUAUGGACAUUAAUGGCUUGUUGGCUGUGGCGGAGAACCCUGUUGUAUCAAGGAGGCAUGCUUUGAAGAUGGUAUCAAUCCUAUCAGACUGGUCCACCUCCAACAAAGUGAAGAUCACAGACUUUGAGAAGGAUCCUCGCUUCCUAAAACUGUGUCGGAUCCUGGCACGCACCAGCACCACUCAAGCUAUGAGCUCUCUGACCAUGGCCGAAGAUCUGAGCACUGUGCUGGGCAUCACGGGGGAUGAUGAGGCGGCUAGAUUGAUUGCUAAUCUCACGCUGCCGCAGAUGGUUAAGGUGAUGCGAGCACUUCAUCAAAAAGGCCGCCGCAGCACGCCCCUGCUCCGAGCGUUAUCGUACAACAUAACCCGACAGGCCGACACCAUAGACCUCAAGAAAUCUGCUGACCUGUUGUUCUCUAUGGCCACACUCAACUUUCCCGAUCCAUUAUUAUUGGAUAGAAUAUGCAAAGACGUAAUUGAAUGCCUACCGGCCAACAAAGAGAAGCCAGCUGUGGUCAACUCCAUUAUAGUAUCCCUCGGCCUUUUAAAAUACCGCCACGAGCCAGCCCUCACAGCCAUCACAGGGUGGAUACAGACACACAUGCAAACAUGUCGGGCGGGGGAUAUAGCUUCCGCCGUUGUAACGUUAGCUACAGUGGAUUAUGUUCCGCCAAAUAGUGAGAUAUUAUUCAAAGCAGCAGAAUCACUAAAGGAAGAGGAGAUGGCCAAGUCGUCCGCGUGGCUGGAUCUCGUGUUCGCCCUGCUCACACUCGACAAGGCUCAGCCGCACCAACUGGUGUCGACGAUUCAGCCGGAAUUUAUCGACAAAUUGCUGUCGCUAGGCGAGAUAGUUAUCCCCUCCCGCCGCAAGCUCAUGGCCAUCGAUGCCUACCUCCACCUAACCUCCCCCUCCUCCCCUCGCCUCCCCUCAGACAUCUCCGUCGGCGUGCCCCUGGUUUACACAAAGGAAAAGACGUUAUACGUGCACUCCAUCAUGGACACAUUUAGAAGUCUGGUGUCCGCUGAUACAUUUAUGAAACGGGAGUGUAAUAGCGGCAUGGGAUUUCUGUACGACGCGGAAUUCGCGAUAGAUUCAAAAUGUCAUCCAGUACCAUUAGAAAAGGCAGCAAAUGACAAAAGCGUAUUCAGGAUAGCGGUGCUGGGCCUGGAUUACCACGACCUCACGAGAAAGGCGGCGGUGCCACUCGGUAUUUACCAGCUCUACACAAGGAUGUUACGACUUAAGGGCUUCAAAGUGCUACAGAUUCCAUACACGGAGUUCAACCCGCGCGAUAAACUGGUCACACGAGUGCAAUACAUCGAGAACCGACUGAAGGAGAUUAUUAGCGAUAAGUCCGCCUCAUAGAGCUGCGAACAGUGUAAAAACAGAGCUAAGUAUCUGUUUUGUUAGUAAAACAAAUUUUAUAUAUGAAAUGAAUCAUGUUUAAGGGCUUUGCACACAGGAUGCGUGUCGUAGAAUUGCGUGUGUGCGUUGUGUGCGGCCAAACAUGCAGGGACUCGCCGAGUGCCGAGCCGAUUAUUUCUAGGAAAAAAUAAUAAUUUUGGAAUGUAUGAAAUAAUCGGUUCUCUCGGCGAAUAGGGAUGUUGAUAUGAAUCGCGAAUAUAUAAAGCCUGACCAGGAAUAUAUGAUCACGCGCCAUAUUGCGGAAUUUCAUUGGAACUAAAUUUUUCAUACUAAACUGAACUGCCACAACACACAUGAGAAUAACAGCGCCCUCUUGACAAUGAUCAUAUAUUUCUGGUCGGGGUUUAAAAUGUUAUGUUUUUACCAUAGCAGGGAAUAUUAGAAUGCUGAACAUCAUAUUUUGUAAGUGUAAAUAUGCGUAAUAAAUUAAUUAAAAAUAUUUAAAAUAAUGCCCGGCAUCACGUGACUGCAAACGUAAAUCGGAACGCGUGACGUCACGGUGUGAGAAACACGCAAAGACAAGUUGUCAAACCUGGUGGUCCUCUGGCACUGACAGCAGUUUGUUUAUCACAUCGUUACGUCAACAAGAUCACGUGACAGCUUGGAGCGUUUUUGCGCUAAAUUAAAGCACUGAACUAAUUAAACUCGAUUUUUUUAUUUAUAAAUUAAUAAAUAAUUUUUUUUUUUGUAAUAAUUACGUGUCUAUCUAUAAAAUGAAAACAGUUUAAAAAAAUUGUCAACAUCCCUAUUCCUGCAUCCUUAAGUUAUAAAAUAUGGCACACCGCUUCCGUGACAUGUGCACGGCUCCAACAUUUUAGCGCACACGCACGUGCACGUCACACACACGCCACCAGUGUGCUCUGGCCUUUAGGGGCUGUGCAAAAGUUCUGCUACUUUGUGGUUAAAUCUGUAUUAAUAACACAUGACUUCGCGCUGAUAAACUGGAUGCUUUUUAACCCCUUGAAUGCCGAGAACCCCUAAAGUGGUCGUUACUAGUCGUGCCCGCAGCGCCAAGGACUACUAUAGGGGUUAUGGCGGACGCUGUCAAAGUAAUACAUGUCACUCAAGUAGAUUACAUUCGCUUGCUUGCGCCCGUUGUCAUGGCGUGAUAGUGACGUUUUUGUUUAUGACAUAAAGCGUUCAAAAGGUUAAACUCUGGUUUCCUAGGAUAGCGGUUCCGUCACAUAGCGGCCGUUUCCAUACAAAAUAC
Cydia strobilella is the source of this 3036-nucleotide messenger RNA. RefSeq names its product FAST kinase domain-containing protein 4. NCBI's taxonomy places the organism in Eukaryota, Metazoa, Arthropoda, Insecta, Lepidoptera, Tortricidae. Bases 114 to 1766 code for a protein of 550 amino acids. The record is from RefSeq and is a predicted model, not a curated record. The transcript has 11 exons. Gene Ontology annotation, biological process: regulation of mitochondrial mRNA stability.